AAUUCUUCACUUCAAUGGCCUCCUUUUUUUUUCAUUUUUACUAUAAAAACCAUAACGCAUGAAAUAUAUGAUCCCAGAAAACAAGUUCGACUUGACUCAUCCAUGGCGAGCAUCAAACUAGUCCCACAAUCCGCCCACAAGGCCCUGCCGUUCUCCGCUAACCUCGCAAACCUCCUUCCGACCGGCACCGUUUUCGCAUUCCAAGCCAUCAUACCCUCCUUCUCCAACAGUGGAAGAUGCGAACUGGCUCACAAAUACAUGACUUUAGGACUAAUUAUUGUAUGUUCGGUCUCUUGCUUCUUAUCUUCUUUCACCGACAGUUUCGUAGGCAACGACGGCAAGCUUUAUUACGGUAUCGCCACCAUCAACGGACUUUGGGUUUUCAACGACGACGUCGAUGACGGUCUCGAUCUGGAAAAUGACGAAAAAGAAGCCGAGAAAAUAUUCAACAAUAGCUUUGAGGUUCAACGCUGCUUUUUUCCUAAACCUGGACCCAAUGGUAAUGCAUUGAUGACAAACCUGCCAUUAGGGGUCGGGAUCUUAGCCAGUGGAUUGUUCGUACUUUUCCCGACGAAACGACGUGGUAUUGGUUAUGGUGAUAACCCUGAUCAUGGCGAUGGAAAAGAAGAGAAACAGAUUGAGGAGAUAGGCCCCAAGGUUCCCCUCCCCAACCCAAAAUGAAUUACAUGUCUACUAAAGAACUGAAACCACAAUAACAAUUGUAAAAUAAUGGUUCUAUAUGGCGUAAUAUAUGUGUGUGCUGCUAAGCAGUAGCAGAAAUAUUAUGCGAAAAAGUUUAGUAAAAUAAGUUAAUACUGCAAAAGGUAAAAUUGAUGAACCAUUGUAAAACUAUCUUAAUUGGUUUAAUACCCCGAGAUUAACAUGUUCUUUCAAA
This is a messenger RNA of Hibiscus syriacus, 895 nucleotides long. Its product is annotated as protein DMP3-like. Bases 103 to 681 code for a protein of 192 amino acids. The record is from RefSeq and is a predicted model, not a curated record. Lineage: Eukaryota; Viridiplantae; Streptophyta; Magnoliopsida; Malvales; Malvaceae. Gene Ontology annotation, biological process: endomembrane system organization. The transcript is spliced from 2 exons.